Molecule: messenger RNA, 654 nt
Organism: Sycon ciliatum
Lineage: Eukaryota; Metazoa; Porifera; Calcarea; Leucosolenida; Sycettidae
Exons: 1
Coding region: 1-654 (217 amino acids)
Source: RefSeq, a predicted model, not a curated record
AUGUCACUACUUGGCACAUCUCGCAUUCGUACAACGGCUUACCACCCUGCUGCCAACGGCAUGGUAGAGACAACUGAAAGCUGCACUCCGAGCUUCCGACAAUCCCCAACGCUGGACGGAACAUCUGCCACUAUACUAGUCCUGCUCGGCAUUCGCUCCUCCCUGAAGGCUGACCUCAACUGCUCAGUUGCAGAAAUGGUCUACGGUUGCCACCUCCGCCUGCCAAGUGAUUUCCUCACUGACGAGCCUGAGCCAUUUCCGGAUCCGACGUCCUAUGUCAGCCGCCUCAAACAAGCCAUGUCCGAGCUCCGCCCUACACAACCCCGCAAGCCACCCACCCAGCAUCCGUUCAUCCCAGCUGACCUCUCGACAUGCUCUCAUGUCUACAUUCGCACAGAUGCAACACGAACGCCCCUCCAACGUCCUUACACUGGUCCACACCGAGUCCUGGAACGUCAUGAUAAGUACUUCCGCCUCGACCUCAACGGCCGCUCCGACACAGUAUCCAUCGACCGACUCAAACCAGCAUUCCAUGACAACCAGUCUGUCGACCAUUGCCAUCCAACCAAGCCGACGCCAUCGCUCGCAUUCGACGAGCCUCCGCCGCGCCAAACACGAGCUGGUCGUCAAGUCAGAUUUCCCGCCUAUUUCUGA